CCUGCCUGCCUCCUCAUCUCCCCUCCCUUCUCAAAUUCUCUCUCUGAACGCCCUUCCUUGCAGCUCUCUCUCUCUCUUCUGAUCACUCCAACUGACCAGUAUAUGUGUGUCUCUCUAACCCCAGCCCUCAGUUCUCCCUCUAAACCACCUAACCCCCCCUCCCCCACCCAGGACAUCUACCCUGUGUCAUCCUCAGCCCAGCUCCUUCCAUCUCCAUGAUGCAGCCUGUGAACAAGGUCUGGGUGCCAUGGGCAGUUCGGAUACUGCUGCUGGGCCUGCUGAUUGUCACCUCUGAUGGUUCUAAACCAAUAAAGCGUCCUCUACCGAAAACCAAGAGCUGUGCAGACCGUCCAGAAGAACACCUGGAACAAAUAUAUGGCCGCUUGGCUGCCGGUAUGCUCAGUGCCUUUCAUCACACUCUUCAGCUGCAGCCGCUGGACAAAGAGAACAUCAGCUGUCCUGCGGGGAUCAGAGGGAGGACCUCAGUGGAUGGCAAACAGCAUCUGCCUGUCAAUAUACACAGCAUCUCCCCUUGGGCUUACAGAAUCACAUAUAACCCUGCAAGGUAUCCCAAAUACAUCCCUGAAGCAUAUUGUCUGUGCAAGGGCUGCUUGACUGGACCCUACGGAGAGGAAAACCUGAAUUUGCGCAGUACCCCGGUGUACAUGCCCACGGUCAUCUUACGCCGUACACCUAUGUGUGCCGGGGGCCGCUCUGUGUACGUAGAGGAUUAUAUAACCAUCCCAGUGGGUUGCACGUGCGUGCCAGAACAAGAGAAGGAUCAUGGGUCAGACAGUGUGAAUUCCAGUUUAGAGAAGGAAAAAAUGAAGGUGCACAUAAAUAAAAGUGAGAAGCCAUUGUCCAAUUAAACACCGACGUUUUCAAGUAACCAACCCUUGUGACAUGAGCUAGACCCCUUUUCCUUAAUAAGAAGGGCACUCAUGGAGGUCUAUCCGUGUAGGUCGGAAGUGGAUGAAGGCUGUGGAACUCCCUUAUAUCAUAAAACUGAGUAAAAUAUGUUGCAAUGGUGGGUGGGAUUCUUGGCACUUUUUCUUAUACUACAUAUAAUGUGUCUAACUUGUAAUUAUUUUGUAUAUGUGUACGACAGAAGUAAUGAAGAAAAGAGGAUUAAAGAGCCAAGGAAUUAGUCUUA
This is a messenger RNA of Spea bombifrons (plains spadefoot toad), 1153 nucleotides long. It is a transcript of the gene IL17D, whose product is annotated as interleukin 17D. The transcript has 3 exons. The record is from RefSeq and is a predicted model, not a curated record. Bases 216 to 869 code for a protein of 217 amino acids. Gene Ontology annotation, molecular function: cytokine activity. Lineage: Eukaryota; Metazoa; Chordata; Amphibia; Anura; Pelobatidae. Gene Ontology annotation, biological process: inflammatory response. Gene Ontology annotation, cellular component: extracellular region.